UGCGCGCUGCGAUGUGCUCCGUGCGGACACCGAGCUGCUCCCGCGCUCCGUUCCCGCCGCUGGAAUCCGGUGUGCUGGCAGCGUGUGAGGCCGGGCGAGCGUUAAGGGUCGCGGGAAACGGCGGGCUGAGCGGACAUGAGUGCCCAUCGGCAAUUGUGUGAGAUGCUGCCAAGUGCUGCUGUCUAUUACUUCCCGUGGGAGGUCAACAGCUCAGUCCCAGAGGGAGAGGCACUAAGGACGUUUGGCAAGUUAUGUUCCUACAACCUAGUCCGGUCCGAAGCUGUUCUCACUGCUCAGCACAGCUCAGCUCAACACCGGGUCUGUGUCAACACCGAAUUUGUGGAGCCGUUCCAAGCCCAGCUGGGAUCUCGCUACCUGGUCGUGGGAGAGGUUGAACACAGGGAAGGUGAGGGUCCUGUGCUAAAGGCGCGAAUAUUGACCUGCGUGGAAGGGAUGAAUGUGCCCUUGCUGGAAGAAGCCAUACAGGAGCAGAGGAAAUACUUCAGUAAGAGGCAGGAGCGGAUGGGAAACAGUACAUCCUGACAGCAGCUCUGAGACCCCGUCAUGUGCUGGUCCUUGCGCUACCAUUUGCAACACAUAUAUUAAAAUUACAUUUAGGUGGGUUUGCAACACUGCAUUUUGCCGAGGCAAAUAGCAAAGUCAAGUCACUAAGCAGAAAAACACUUGAAGACUGUAAUACAGUAUGUGACUGUGGGUUGUCAAUUUAUGCCAGGUGUCACACUGAAAAUAGCUCUGGGAAGCAAGUUUGUUGUUUGUUUACAAGGGUGGUUAAAGGAAGAAAGCGUUUGAGUUAUCCUGGUCCUUUUUUCAUGCAAGGUUUGGAGAUGUCAGAAAAAGGAAAAGUCUUUGCACCUCGAGUUAAACAGCUUACACCCACAUGCACUGCCAAAGCACAGUGUGUUACUGGGCUGUUGGCAGGUUGGAGGUAAAGAGCAUUAGUGCAAAGUUCAUUAGCCCUGCGUGGCUGUGGGUCCAUGGGAGCAGGUAUUUAGUUACUGUGACUCAGCUGCCAUACAGGAGCAUUCCUGGCAAAACACAUAUCUAGACUACAAAGAAAGAAGAACAGAGUCACUAUUUUUGGUAGCACCUGCCUCUUCGGGUUUUCAGAAGCUGGUUUCCAAUGUGGGGGAUUGACUUCAGCUCUAAAAUAAAUAUUUGCAGUACUCUGAGAACCACCACUUGACUUUCUUCCUUGACACAACUAAGUUUAGGAGACCUUCUAUCACUAUUUUUUUGAAGCAUCUAAAGGUUUCAAUUGUUAUUUUCCUAAAUAAACAUUAAAAGAGAAGGCA
This is a messenger RNA of Cuculus canorus (common cuckoo), 1313 nucleotides long. RefSeq names its product TEN1 subunit of CST complex (gene TEN1). Gene Ontology annotation, biological process: negative regulation of telomere maintenance via telomerase. The coding region runs from base 136 to 543 and encodes 135 amino acids. Gene Ontology annotation, cellular component: CST complex. Gene Ontology annotation, molecular function: single-stranded DNA binding; telomeric repeat DNA binding; telomerase inhibitor activity. The record is from RefSeq and is a predicted model, not a curated record. Lineage: Eukaryota; Metazoa; Chordata; Aves; Cuculiformes; Cuculidae. The transcript is spliced from 4 exons.